AUGACAAUCCGAGGUAGAAAAACUAAACGUGGUCAAGGGAGAGGUCGCAGCAAUCCACCACAAGCUUCUACUUCCCUAGGUGUCAAGGUUGACCAGAGCAAAAUUCAAAAGAAAAGACUGGUAAAGGGGUUUGAUGCAUUAGAUAAUAAUAGGGAAUCCACCCCUUUUAAUUCUGAACAGAGUGAUGAAGACAAAGACUACAAUGAUGGUGAUGAUGAAGAGAUGCAACUCAUCACGGAUGAAAUUAAUCAACAAAAAUUACCGGAGCACCAAGCUGCUGAUGCAAAUAAUAUGGAAAAAUGUAUUGAAUCUAGUUUUGGAUUUUCCAACCAUGUGAGGCCAGCAAGCGGAGGAUCCUAUGUAGAAACAGAUAGGCGAAAAGUUACAUCUUUAGAGGGAAUCUAUAACUCUAGCCGACGAGUUACUCGUAGUCGAGGGAGAGGUCGUAGUGAUCCACUAGAGUCUUCUCAAUCAGGCAUUGAUCCACCACUACAACCAGUACAAACUUCAGUUUCCCAUGGCGUUAAGAAUGGCGGGAAUAAAAUUCAAAAGAAGGGACGGGGUAAGGGGGUUGAUACAUUAAAUAAUAAGCAGAAGUCUACUGUUUUUAAUUCUGAACAGAAUGAUGAACACUGCAUCAAUAAUGAUGGAUCCAAUUUUGAGCUUUCCAACAAAGCGGGAUCAUCAAGCGUAGGAUAUCAUGUAGGAACUGAUGCCAGAAAAGUUAUAUCUGUAGAGGGAAUCUCUAACCCAGGUAGAGGUAGAGGAAUUAAACGUGGUCGAGAGAAAGGUCGUAGUAAUCCACCAGUGCCUUCUAAAUCGUGUGUUGAUCCUCCAUCACCACCACCACCACCACCGACACAUACUUCGGUUUCCCCAGGUGUCCAGAAUGACAGUAACAGAGGUAGAGGAAUUAAACGUGGUCGAGGGAGAGGUCGUAGUGAUCCACCAGUGCCUUCUAAAUCAUGUGUUGAUCCACCACCACCGCCACCACCACCACCACUGACACAUACUUCGGUUUCCCCAGGUGUCCAGAAUGACAGUAACAGAGGUAGAGGAAUUAAACGUGGUCGAGGGAGAGGUCGUAGUUAUCCACCAGUGCCUUCUAAAUCAUGCAUCGGUCAACCACCACAACCUGCAGCAGCAGCUUAUACUUCGGUUUCCCCAGGUUUCCAGAAUGUCUAUAACAGAGUUCAAAGGAAAGGACUUGCUAAGGGGUUUGAUGCAUUAAAUAAUAAGCAGAAAGCCACUGCUUUUUACUCUGAACAUAAUGAUGAGUAUUAUGAUUUUAGUGACAGUGAAGAUGAAGAGAUUCAACGCAUCACGGAGAAAAUUUAUCAAAGACAAUUACUCAAGCAGCGUAUUGCAAAUAAUGUGAAACAACGCAUUGGCGCCAGUUUUGGACUUUCCAACAAUGUGAGGCCAUUAACCGGAGGAUCCCAUAUUGAAGCUGAUAGGAGAAAUGUCGUGUCUGUAGAGGGCAUCCUAACCAGUAGAAGAAUUAAACAUGGUCGAGGGAGAGGUCCACCUGUGCAUUCUCAAUCAUGCAUCGAUCAACCACCACAACCAGCUGCAGCAGCACAUACUUCGGUUUCCCCAGGUUUCAAGAAUGUCUAUAACAGAGUUCAAAGGAAAGAACAUGUUAAGGGGCUUGAUACAUUAAAUAAUAAGCAAAAAGCCACUUCUUUUAAUUCUGAGCAUAAUGAUGAAUACUAUGAUUAUAGUGAUAGUGAAGAUGAAGAGAUACAACUCAUCACAGAGAAUGCGAGGCCAUCAUGUGGAGGAUCCCAUAUAGAAGCUGAUAGGAGAAACAUUGUGUAUGUAGAGGGCAUCUCUAACCCAGGUAGAGGAAUUAAACGUGGUCGAGGGAGAGGUUGUAGUGAUCCACCAGAGCCAUCUCAAUUAUGCAUUGAUCCACAACCAGCGUCAGCAUUGAAUGGUACAACACCGGAAGAUUUGUCCCCCACUCAUGAAAUUCCACAUCAACUUCCAACAUCUAAGCAAUGUGUUGGGCGUGAAUCUACACAAUAUUGGACUGUUGAAGCAAUAGACCCACAAGGAGUUAUUAAGAAGAUACAACUCAAGUAUUGGCUAGUCAAUGACUUGCCUAUUGGGCUGCGUGUAAUUGUGAACUUUGAUGACCAAGGUGCUGCAUAUGGUGAAGCACAAGGCUUGCUUGCAGGAUAUUGUGGAACAUUAGCAACUAAUUGCAAAUUAUUUCCAAUUAAUUUUGAAAGGUGGUCUGGAAAAUCGGGCGUACCAAAGGCUUACCUUGAUAAUUGUUUUGAAACAGAGUUAAAGCCUCGAUUUCAAUUUAGGACUACUGAGUCCCUUGCGAAGAGAUAUUGCAAACUUAGCAUUGCAAAGAAGUGGGCUGCAUAUAGACAAAGUUUGUGGACUCGUUUCUAUGAUCCAUCCAAAACCCUAGAACAAAUCAUCAGUGACAUUCCACUUGGUGUAGACCCAAUUCAAUGGGCUCAUUUUGUUGACUAUCGUUUGAAACCAGAAACAUUGGAGAUUUGUCGAAAAAAUAAAGAAAAUCGAAGCAAGCAAGUGAUUCCUCAUACUGGUGGUUCUAAACCUCUUUCGAGAAAAAGACAUGAAAUGUUUUUGAAAACAGAGAGAAUAGCGGAACAAAUUGAAGAGGCUUUGGCUCAAAGUAGUGUUGAUGAACUUGAAAUGUCUACUAAUGAUGUUGUCGGUAGAGUGUUUGGGCCCGAGCACUCUGGAAGAGUGCGUUGCAUGGGUAUGGGGGCAGCUCCUACAAAUACAUUUAGAGAUAGCGGAGUUCGACUUUCAAUUUUGAGGAAUUCUUCGAAGGAUGCUGCUACAUCAUCUUCUAACUUUUGGCAAGAGAAGUACACACACUUGGAAUCUCAAGUUCAAAACGCUAUGACAGCAUUUAAAGCAUACAUUGUAAUGAAAGAGGGAAGGAUUCCCGAUGAAAUGGCUAACAUCUUUGAUUCACCAAAUGCGGUUGGUGUUGCAAGUGAGCCUAAUUUGCCUUGA
Vicia faba (fava bean) is the source of this 3009-nucleotide messenger RNA. The record is from the annotation of a GenBank genome assembly. NCBI's taxonomy places the organism in Eukaryota, Viridiplantae, Streptophyta, Magnoliopsida, Fabales, Fabaceae.